Molecule: messenger RNA, 1017 nt
Organism: Aspergillus japonicus CBS 114.51
Lineage: Eukaryota; Fungi; Ascomycota; Eurotiomycetes; Eurotiales; Aspergillaceae
Exons: 2
Coding region: 66-911 (281 amino acids)
Source: RefSeq, a predicted model, not a curated record
CAUGCCCCAGUCUCUAAUUUGAACCCUUUUCCCUGGUUUUAGCCAGACUGAGUUCUAACAGCACGAUGUUGAGCCAGAACAGGAAGAGUUCUCUGCACGCUCUUCUCGCAUUAUCGCUGUCAAUCUCAGCCCAAUGCACAACGACCUACUACAUUAACAAGGUAGCCGACUAUUCAUCCUUGUCACAAUGUGCGGUCGCCCCGCUCAGCAGUGUCGUCCGGGACAUGGUGUCUGGCUGCGGUGACGGGGGCAAAUACACAUCCUACAGCUGCUUUUGCACCGCCAGCUCCUCCGAGUUCAAUCACAUCAUCUCCUCCGGCGUCGAAUCGAAUUGCGGAACAAACUCAGAGAACCAGAUCUCGACGGCGUUAGCGGUCUUCCACAGCUACUGCAUGUUCAACGCGACCGGGACAACGACAACCGAGCCAGUUCAGUCUGCUAGCACAUUAUCCACCACAGCAUCGACCCUCUCAGCUACGACCUCCUACACGACAAGCACUGCCGCCCCAGCUGCCUUCGUAACGACCACGCCCAGCCCCGUCGCUACAUCAACAACAGAAACCACCAGCGUACCAUCCACACCAUCGCCAAAUCAGACCCAGGCAUCCACCAGCAAGGCCUCCAGCUCGCUAAGCACAGGCAGCAAGGCCGCUAUCGGCGUCUGUGUUCCCAUCGCGGCAAUCAGCCUCGCUGCGGCCGCGUUUCUUCUGGUCCGCAAACGGUCGCGUCGCGCACAGCGGGAUCACAACGGGAUGAUGCUGGACUCCAGCGCUCCCACGCCGCGAGAGCCCAACAGCCCGACCGAGAUGAGACCGGAGAUGUGGCAGCGAUACGAGCUGUCGGAGGACGCGAAGCGGAAGAGCACCCACCUGUAUGAACUAUCCGGGGAUGGUCCGUCGGCUGGGAGGUGAGAUAGCGGCAUGAAUAGCCCAUGAGAAUUCUGCAGCGGUCAGAAGUUUGAUGCUGCUGCUGCUGCUGCUGCUGCUCGUUGGCGUGAAUAAAUUUCUUUCUUUCUUU